Messenger RNA from Physcomitrium patens, 1222 nucleotides. Its product is annotated as chlorophyll a-b binding protein, chloroplastic. Gene Ontology annotation, cellular component: membrane. Gene Ontology annotation, biological process: photosynthesis, light harvesting. The record is from RefSeq and is a predicted model, not a curated record. NCBI's taxonomy places the organism in Eukaryota, Viridiplantae, Streptophyta, Bryopsida, Funariales, Funariaceae.
GUUUUGGAGGCAGCGGAAUCCGUUUCCGUGGUUGGCAGCAGCGGCCAGCAGCGGUCAGCUCGAUGGGAAUUCCAUCUCGCUAUCUCAGUGGAGAUAUCUCGGCUUAUCCAAUCCGGUGACCGUAGAAGUGCCCCGAGCAUGAUUUUGCGCUGGGCGAAGUCGCUAUAAGGCCCUCCUCCGAGCUGGGUCGUCCGUGCACAGUCGGCCCGGUAUCGCCACUUCAUCGCUUCACUCCAUUCUGUUGGAGAUCCUCCGUUCGGGAACGUGUGUGCAGACAUGGCAGGAGCUACCGCGAUGCACUCGACAGCCUUGGCUGGGCAGGGUGUGCUCAAGCCCGUGAACGAGCUGUCCCGCAAGGUGGGCAAUGUGGAGGCCCGCGUCACGAUGCGGCGGACCGUGAGCAAGUCCGCUGGCAGCGACAGCAUCUGGUACGGAGCUGACCGACCCAAGUUCUUGGGCCCCUUCUCCGGCGAGACUCCGUCGUACCUGACCGGCGAGUUCGCUGGAGACUACGGGUGGGACACCGCCGGACUGUCGUCCGACCCGGAGACGUUCGCCCGCAACAGGGAGCUGGAGGUGAUCCACGCCCGGUGGGCCAUGCUGGGGGCUUUGGGGUGCCUGACCCCGGAGCUGUUGGCGAAGAGCGGCGUGAAGUUCGGCGAGGCGGUGUGGUUCAAGGCCGGAGCGCAGAUUUUCAGCGAGGGCGGGUUGGACUACCUGGGCAACCCGAGCCUGGUGCACGCCCAGAGCAUUUUGGCGAUCUGGGCAUGCCAGGUGGUGCUGAUGGGAGCCGUGGAGGGCUACCGUGUUGCGGGAGGACCCCUGGGCGAGGUGACAGACCCCAUCUACCCGGGAGGGUCGUUCGACCCCUUGGGUUUGGCUGACGACCCCGACACCUUCGCGGAGCUGAAGGUGAAGGAGAUCAAGAACGGGCGAUUGGCGAUGUUCUCGAUGUUCGGGUUCUUCGUGCAGGCGAUCGUGACCGGAAAGGGGCCAUUGGAGAACUUGAACGACCACUUGGCCGACCCGGUGGCCAACAACGCAUGGGCGUACGCCACCAACUUCACCCCCGGGAACUAGGAUGGCGCGGUAGAGCCGAUUUAAUUUUCUGUGAGCUGCGAGAGUCUGUCACCUAGACGGAGCCACCAGUCGGGUUGGCGGCGUUCGCACAGUUGUACAUUGGGAGAGUGUGAAUGAGUAAAUUGUGGAUGUGUUAUUGUAA